CAGGACCCUGCAUUCACUAUAUCUGGUCCCCCACAGACCCUGCAUUCAUUAUAUCAGGUCUCCAUUAUCCAUUAUAUCAGGUUACCACACAGAACAAGGAAAUGCAAUUAUUUUAGUAAAUAUAAACUGCUAAAUACCUUUUCCCAUCAGCACUUAGAGCAGUCUUGUGACUUCUAUCAGUGUCUAGCAGAGCACUGGUUAAAGCUUGUAGGAGGAGCUUUCAUUCUCCCC
Molecule: messenger RNA, 231 nt
Organism: Staurois parvus
Lineage: Eukaryota; Metazoa; Chordata; Amphibia; Anura; Ranidae
Source: the annotation of a GenBank genome assembly